Protopterus annectens (West African lungfish) is the source of this 3800-nucleotide messenger RNA. It is a transcript of the gene KCTD19, whose product is annotated as potassium channel tetramerization domain containing 19. Gene Ontology annotation, biological process: protein homooligomerization. The record is from RefSeq and is a predicted model, not a curated record. Lineage: Eukaryota; Metazoa; Chordata; Ceratodontiformes; Protopteridae. The transcript is spliced from 23 exons.
AGUUUUCUCAAAAAAGGCUCCAAGUUUAGGAGGCACGAAGCAAAAUUGGGGGAGCCCCUAGAAAUUAGGAAGAGUUGAAAGGCAUGCAUCCAAAAUCAAUUCUAUGUUUCUUCAAAGAGCUUCUCGAGGCAGUCGCGUUCAACCUGCGCUGUAUGAGAAACGUUAACAGCUAAACAGCUCGGUGAGGUGAGCGAGAAACCACAAGCACAGCAACCCAUAAUGCUACAAAGUAAAGAGUGCGGUACGAGAGGCCGCGAGACGGGGAAAUCAUCGACCCACCUGAAACUGACUGCUGUGACUAAAGCACGCGCACCUGCUGAAGAGGAACUCGAAACGCGGUUUGAACAGUAAUCUCAAGGAACAACGGAAUGGCAAAUGAAUGUGCAUUGACAGAAACGUUCCAUUUCAAUGUUGGAGGAUGGUUCUUCUCUGUUCCCAAAUCACAACUGGCUCAGUUUCAGGAUUCUGUGUUGUAUAAAGAAGCUUCAAGCCAAACACAACCAGAAGGAUCCAGGUUGUUUAUAGACAGAGAUGGAUUUGCAUUCAGACAUGUACAUUAUUUUCUUCAUACGUCAAAACUGGCCUUGACAAGUUCUCCUGAUCUAGAAUUACUGUACGAGCAGGCAUCAGCCUUUCAGUUGGCCCCAUUACUGCAGAUUCUAGAUAACCUAAAAAAAGGCAAGUACCAUUUACGUGUGAGGCCCGUAGAUGUACCUGUCGCUGAAAGAGCAUCAUUUAAUUACUGGAAAACAAGGAGGUGCCACAAGAAGUCAGCAGAAUUUCCCAUUAAAAAUCCAUCCUUCACAGGUUUACAUGAAAAAGCACCACUGGGACUGAUAGGUACGCCAUUGCUAGAUUCAGAAGAAGAAGUCCAGUAUUGUUUUCUUUCAAUGGAUUUAGUGAAAAAGUAUCCUAGCUUGAUCAAGGAUAACAACUUGCUCUGGUUAUGUGAAGAUGUCGUUCUGAUAGAAUCUGGAUACAAUGAAUUUCGCUUUGUAGCUAAUUUUCUACAUUCUGGGAAAGUUUUACUACCAGAUGACUUUUCAGAAUUUGACUCACUAGAAGCUGAAGCUGAAAACUUAGACAUUUUAAACUUGAUAGAUGCCGUGAAAUUGUAUAAGAUGACCACAGGUGGAUGCUCUGGCGGAAGUUGUCCCCCCGGGCUUUGAGGGAGCGGAGGUCGAAGCUGUGGGCUCCCAUCGAUCAAACCACCGUAUGUCUUGGUCUUAGACCUGUUGAUAAAAUACCCUGAUUCAGCACUGGGGCAGCUUCAUAUAGAGAGCAGUUUAGAUGGGAGCAGACUGUACAUUGUUGGCAAUGGUGUGUUGUUUCAACAUGUCAGGAACUGGCUAGGAACUUGCAGACUGCCUCUCACUGAAGAUGUUUCCCAGAUACAUGGCUUUUGUGCUUAUUUGGACAGUAUGGACACUACAUAUCAAAUAAUGAAAGAUGCAAUGCGAACUUUUCUGAAGGAAAAGCAAGAGCAGAUGCUUGUACCGUUUCCAGAAGAGGAACAUUUAAGUACUUGCAUUGAAGAAGAGUGGACUGCUGAAGUACAUUGUGGUUUGCUACAUCAAGUUGUUCAGGUUUACGUGGGAAGUCAUUAUUAUGCAACUUACCUGAAGACUUUGCUGAAGUAUCCCGAACUGCUAUCAAGCCAUAAAGUUCACUGGAUAUAUUAUGGGCAGAGCCUUUUUAUUGCUGGAGAUGGACAGAUCUUCCGCCACAUUCUUAACUUCCUCAGGCUUGACAAAUUGUUUAUCCCAUCUGACUUUAAAGAAUGGAAUUUACUUUGUGAAGAAAUUGAAGAAUUCAGAAUUCCAGCCCUCUCACAGGCACUGCAUCAGUGUGAGACUUACAGAUUAUUAUUUAAGAAAAGUUCACCCAAAAGUGAAGCUUCAUUUUCACCUACAAGGUCAGAUGACAAUACAAACAGUGCUGGAGAGAAAUUGAAAGAUGUUAUAUGGGAGGACCAUUCAUUUUGUGAUACAAUGUCUAAUAAAGGUAGUGUUAUUGCAUGUGAUAAACCAACAAAUAUGCAAGAUAGAAAAAGGAGGACAAUCCCAAAUGAGGUUAAAACAAGUACAGAUAUGGCACAUCCACCAAAUAAAAGGAUACAUGCUUUUAAAAUUGAACAUCAACCUUCUAAGAGUCCUGUUUUUGAUAUGGAUCAGAUUAAUGUCCUCUGUACUUCUAGAAAUCAGCAUAAAAAAGCAGACAAAUAUGUAAAUUCUGAAUAUUCAUUAUCUAUUUGCUCCCCAAUUCAGAAAUUGAUUUCUUUAGUUCAUGGAUGGGAUAUGGCCACUACAAAAAAAUACAGAACCCAGGGCUUGGAUGUAGCCAGUGAUAUAUCCUAUAAAGAAAUAUUGCUGGGCAGUUCAGUGAACAUGGCCAAAGCUAGUGAUGGCACUACUUUUUCUGAAAAAAGAAGAGCUCCUGUUGAAGAAGUUCAGAAUGCAGCACAAAGUACUUUUACUGAAAGCAGCAAAGUUUGGUACUAUAGACUUAGCCAGAGUGAUCCCACAUUAUAUGUUUUCAGUUCUGCUGAAAGGAGGCGCCUGCAUUGUAAACCUAAGAUGAAGUCAGCAUUCAGUGAUUCUUUAAAUAAGAAACAUCAUCAAAGAUGUACAGUUCAUGAAGUUUCAGAUAAUGCCAUUUUACAUGUUUAUAUAGAGCAAGGAGCUGGAGUGGAUACCACUGGAUUUGUUCCCCUACAAGAGCUGACAACAUCUAUUGGAAACUUGUCAGCACUGAUUGAAGUGCUGACAGCACAGAUUUCUGGAAUGGUAUUCAGUGUGAUUUUGGAGUGGAAAAUAGCAGGCAAGUCCUUUGAUGAACAGCUUAAAGGGUUUGAAAAAGAGGUGACUAAACUGCGGAAGCUUCAGAUGGAUAACUGCUACCUCAGAGAAUGUGUUCGCAGUCAACAAAUAUCAAAAGGACUUAGAACCUGGAAAUUUCCAACAGGUACUGUUUAUGGGUCUGAUUUAUAUAAUAAAUUACUUGCCAUGUUCAACAGGCAUAGAUGUGAGCUACUUGAAGUGCUUAUUAGAGACAAUGACAAGAAAAUGGACAGUUUAAAAUCUAGAACUGAUGUUUUGAAUGAAACAUUGCAUAACGACUUGUUAUUUCAGACUAAAGUGAAUGAGUAUAAUGCUGUGUUGGAUAAUGUGGACAAAGCUAUGAUUGUGUUAAAAAACAAAAAGGGCAAUAAACUGGAGAGAGAUAAACUAGAAUAUGAGGAGGGAAGAGAAUACCCAUUGCCUAACAGUAAUAUCAUAAGAACAUACGAUAGACAAGAGGACAAUGACACUAUGGGAGAACCUGGUCUGGGUGAAGAAAACACAAACAAGCCCAUUGAUUACAACGUACCAGUCAAAGCUACAGUUCAGGUGAUUACAAUCACAAUCACAGUGAAAGAGCAAACUGCACAUCCUUUUGGAGAGAAUGCAGUGGGACAUCCAGUUCAUAACAGUGGCUUUCUUCUUAUAGUCGAGCACCCACCAGUAGUAGGAAAUAAUGGGUCAUGCAUUUCCUUCAGCAACAGUAUGAUAUACACUGAAAAACCUGAAGCCACUCACUGUACGUUUGUACUGGAAAAUCAUUAAAGACAGAAGUUAGAAAAUAUUGUUUAUGUGAGUUUUAAUCUGUCUCAUGAGGAGAUGUUAUAUGCCCGAGAAUGCCAUUAUUUUCUGACUGAUGUCAUCACAGACUUCUGCAGACUGAAAAAUCCAAGUGAAAUCCCAAGAAGAAUCAUAUGUCUUGUGAACAGUAUUUGGGCUCUAAGUAAUAAAAAAAUGUGA